Messenger RNA from Solea senegalensis (Senegalese sole), 2155 nucleotides. It is a transcript of the gene gnb5a, whose product is annotated as guanine nucleotide binding protein (G protein), beta 5a. The record is from RefSeq and is a predicted model, not a curated record. Gene Ontology annotation, molecular function: protein binding; signaling receptor complex adaptor activity. Lineage: Eukaryota; Metazoa; Chordata; Actinopteri; Pleuronectiformes; Soleidae. The transcript is spliced from 11 exons. Gene Ontology annotation, cellular component: cytoplasm; heterotrimeric G-protein complex. Gene Ontology annotation, biological process: G protein-coupled dopamine receptor signaling pathway; G protein-coupled receptor signaling pathway. The coding region runs from base 101 to 1186 and encodes 361 amino acids.
GAGGAGCAUCUUCUACCUGUGACGUCAUGACAGCAGCAUCAGCUGUUAGCUGUGCUUUAAGCCUUUUCACUGCCGAUCGCUGUCUGCUCAAAGGAAAUAUAUGAGAUCCCCUCCGAUCCCUGAAAUGGCGACACAGGAGGUACAACUGAACGAGACUCUGGCGCAUCUCAAGACCGAGUCGGAUAACCUUAAGUCGAAGCUGGAGGAGGAAAGAGCGAAGCUGCACGAUGUCGAGCUACACCAGGUGGCAGAGAAGGUGGAGGGACUGGGUCAGUUUGUCAUGAAGACUCGGCGAACUCUGAAGGGACACGGUAACAAAGUGCUGUGUAUGGACUGGUGUAAGGACAAAAGGAGGAUAGUCAGCUCCUCACAGGAUGGAAAAGUGAUUGUAUGGGACGCUUUCACCACCAACAAGGAACAUGCUGUGACAAUGCCUUGCACCUGGGUGAUGGCCUGCGCCUAUGCUCCCUCUGGAUGUGCUGUCGCCUGUGGUGGCCUGGACAACAAAUGCUCUGUGUAUCCUCUGUCCCUGGACAAGAAUGAGAACUUGGCUGCGAAGAAGAAGUCUGUGGCCAUGCACACAAACUACCUAUCUGCCUGUAGCUUCACCAACUCAGAUAUGCAGAUCCUGACGUCCAGUGGGGAUGGUACAUGUGCAUUAUGGGAUGUUGAGAGUGGGCAGCUGUUGCAGAGUUUCCAUGGACACGCAGCAGACGUGCUCUGUCUGGACCUGGCCCCCUCUGAGACGGGAAACACGUUUGUGUCAGGGGGUUGUGAUAAGAAGGCAAAUGUGUGGGACAUGCGUUCAGGACAGUGUAUUCAAUCCUUUGAAACUCAUGAAUCAGACAUAAAUAGUGUGCGAUAUUAUCCAAGUGGAGAUGCAUUUGCAUCCGGCUCAGAUGACGCUACAUGCCGCUUGUAUGACUUAAGGGCAGACAGAGAAGUGGCUAUUUAUUCCAAAGAGAGCAUCAUAUUUGGAGUCUCUAGUGUUGAUUUCUCUCUCAGUGGUCGGUUGUUGUUUGGUGGCUAUAACGACUACACCAUAAAUGUCUGGGAUGUUCUCAAAGGAACAAGGGUGUCAAUUCUGUUUGGACACGAGAACCGCGUCAGUACUCUGCGAGUUUCUCCAGAUGGCACUGCCUUCUGCACGGGAUCCUGGGACCACACUCUGCGGAUCUGGGCUUGAGGAUGAAGACACAGGCGAUUAAAUGAACUACCGAAGACUCACCAACCUUUCUGAUUGCUAGAGUACAAUCACAGAGAUAGAGACUCAGUCAUGGUUGUACAUAGAGCAUAUCAAUAGCAUUGUAUAUAAUCCAGUCUCAUGGCCAUGGUAGAUUUGCAUAUUUCAGAGAAUAAUUGCUAUACCAAAUGCCACGCUUGUAUUACCGAAGAUUGCACAAAAGUACUUAUGGUUACAACCUACGGUGUAAAAUGUAUAUUGCAGAAAAUAUAAUUGGUAGAGAAUAGCAUCAAUCUAGGAUAGAAGUGACACAGUAAAGUGAUGUAUUCGAUGUUCCCACAAUUACUUUCUUAUUUUGUAUUUGCACAAAAAAAUAAUUGAGGAAAGCAGUCUGUGAAAGAAAACUGGACAUAAGGAAAUUGUUGUAGUAGCUGAGGAAAGACAGCACAAGAGGAAUAUGUGGCUUCUUUGAAAAUGAAAAACAUUAGCAAGUUAAGGAUGACUGGAAUGGUUUGCAGAAAUUAAUUUACAGCAGCUAUGAAUGACCACUGGCAUAAAAUAUUAUAACUAACAAUUUAAAAUUGGAUAUAUUGAUAAUUCAGUUUUUUUUUAACUCCACAAUUUGUAUUUUACAGUAAUUCGUGUGCCAGAUCUAUUUAAAGAUAAAGACAACUUUAAGGUAAACCUACAGCCAGUGUUUUAAUUUUAUAUCCCCAUGAUAUUAAAAUAGGACUGAUCUUUCCCUGCUGUGGAAGCCACUCACUGCUUGCUGUGCACAUUCAGUCCUGACCCUGUUGGUCCUCCAAUAAAAUAUCUAAACUUAAAUCCUAGAAUGUAUCCUUUAUCAUGCGGUUGUCCAGUGACUGUAAUUUCAUAUUUACUGUAAUUAUUUUAUUGUAGUUUAGUGUACAGUUACACAAGGGCCUGUUUAUCAAAAUAUUACAGACAUAAUAAACUGAGUUUGGAAUAUCA